GCGGCAGAAACGGACGGGCAGACACAGGCCCCGGCGCCUCGCGCCGCGCGGAGAAGCGGGGCGGCUACGCUAUGAAGCUUCCCUCCACCUUCCGUUUCUCUCGCCCGGAUGCCCGCGCGAAGAUAUCUUGCUAGCUACCACCCCCGCCUUAAAACCACAGGUCGAGCUCACACGCCUUCUUCACGCAGCACAACCUAGAACUCUAGUUCACCAUGCAGCAACCACGCGGUGGCUGCUGGGCCGCUCGCCGCCUCCUGGCCGCGCCGGCGCCCCCGCCGGAUCCCGCCCAUCCGAUGGACGCGCAGCCGAUGGCGCGCCUCGAGACGGUGUUCAGCGGCACCACCAUCGUGCUCUUCGUCGCCACCGUCUCCUACGUCGUCUUCAGCGCGGUCUACGCCUGCAUCCGCGCCACCCGCUACGACGCCCGCCAACAAGGACACGGCUGGGUCGAUGGCGACGGCCUGGGAGCGGCGGCGCCGCGGGAGGAGACCAAGCGCGCGCUCGAGACGAUCCCCGUGCGGGUGGUCGUCCUGCAGCAGCAGCAGCAGCCCGGCGAUGUCAUCGGAGGCCGGAAGAAGGAGGAGGACGCCGACGCGGACGCCGGCGACUGCGCGGUGUGCCUGGCGGAGUACGCGGCCGGGGACGAGGUGCGGGUGCUCCCGGCGUGCCGCCACGGGUUCCACCGGGAGUGCGUCGACCGCUGGCUGCUCACGCGCGCGCCCACCUGCCCUGUCUGCCGCGCCACGGUCGGUGCUCACGUCGAGGGCGCCGACGCCAAGGAGGACUACGCGGCCGGACACCGCGGUGUCAUUGGUCUCGCCGCCGGGUCCCAUGCGCUUCCGGAGCCUUGAGUGUGGAUCGGCAGAUGGCGGUCACGGUUCACCAUAGCUUUAGUUUAGCUGAACUUUGAUGUCUCAAACAGGUUGUUGUUUUCAGUAAUCACCCAUCUUAUAAUAACUAAUAAGGAUAGCGCGUUUGCUAUUUGCAAGUUGCUUGAAA
This is a messenger RNA of Aegilops tauschii subsp. strangulata, 999 nucleotides long. Its product is annotated as probable E3 ubiquitin-protein ligase ATL44. The record is from RefSeq and is a predicted model, not a curated record. Lineage: Eukaryota; Viridiplantae; Streptophyta; Magnoliopsida; Poales; Poaceae.